CUCCACAUUGCGAUUUAAGGCUUUCCGAUAUGCUGGACAUGGAUUUCGUUCAUCUGGCCACCUUCCUUCGCAGGAUCGAAUCAAAAGCUUUGGAUUUAGGGGAUCGGAUGCAGAAGGGUUACAAAAGGAUAUGGUCGAGUGGCGACCUUGGCCUUUACUUACUUUGGCUUAUCAUGCAUCUGAUUGUGAGCAUUUGGUACUUUGCUGUGGAUUUGGUGAACGCGCUUGAGAGCUACCUCAUCUCCAGUGGCUUCAUGAAGCAAUAUAAAGAUCUUGACAUCAGUAAAGUUAGGUACCUGGCUGUUGUUCUGGACAGUGAAGAAGCUCUUGACACUAUGAAAGUUCUUGAGCUACUGAGAUGGCUCACGGCUAUGGGAUUGAGAAAUGUGUGCCUCUAUGAUCCAGAAGGAGUGCUGAAGAGAUCCAAAGAUGCCCUAUCUCUAUGGUUAAGAAGUGAAGUGAUUCCAAAUGGAGCUAACGGGGAUGCACUUGUUAAGCAGAAAUACCUGAACUUGGAAGUUAUUUCUUUUACUGAUGGGAAACAUGCAGUUGCAAAAGCAGCAAAUUUUCUUCUAAAAAAACAUUAUGUAAAUGCUGAUGCUGAGGUUCCUGAGUUGACCGAGUCUGAUAUGGCAGAUGCUCUUGCAGAAAUAGGGUAUGCGGCACCCGAACCUGACUUGAUGUUGAUUUAUGGACCUGUGAGAUGUCACCUGGGUUUUCCAGCAUGGAGACUUCGUUAUACUGAGAUUGUGCACAUGGGACCCCUCAAGUCUAUGAAAUAUGGCGCCUUAAUAAAAGCCAUUCGUAGGUACACUAUGGUGCGUCAGAACUACGGUACAUGAAUUGGUGUAUCUCAGGUGACAUUUUCCUCCAGAGACAUUUAGAAGAAUAAGAUACUUGUUACACCAUAUACAUAAGCAGCAAUGCUCAGAAUUAUGUAUGCUAUUUAGGCAUUGUGUGAUACCUAUAAAUGCUACUCAAUCAACUGUAUUACUGCUAUAAAUCAAAUAUCUUAUUUUUCUCUCUCC
Messenger RNA from Salvia hispanica, 1028 nucleotides. It is a transcript of the gene LEW1, whose product is annotated as Undecaprenyl pyrophosphate synthetase family protein. Gene Ontology annotation, molecular function: ditrans,polycis-polyprenyl diphosphate synthase [(2E,6E)-farnesyl diphosphate specific] activity. Gene Ontology annotation, cellular component: endoplasmic reticulum membrane; dehydrodolichyl diphosphate synthase complex. The record is from RefSeq and is a predicted model, not a curated record. Lineage: Eukaryota; Viridiplantae; Streptophyta; Magnoliopsida; Lamiales; Lamiaceae.